UACCUGAAGUUAUUAUAGGUCAACCUUAUACUUUAGCUAGUGAUAUUUAUAAUUUUUCUAUGAUUAUGUGGGAAUUUAUAUCUGGAGUUUCUCCAUUUGAUAAUGAAGCUUAUGAUUUUCAACUUGGUUUAGAUAUAUGUAAAGACUAA
Messenger RNA from Funneliformis geosporum, 149 nucleotides. NCBI's taxonomy places the organism in Eukaryota, Fungi, Glomeromycota, Glomeromycetes, Glomerales, Glomeraceae. The record is from the annotation of a GenBank genome assembly.